GGUCCAAUGCAAUUGCCAGCUGCAGCAAGCAGCCAAUGCCACCUGUAUCUCUGAUAGGGUACCAGGUGGCGUUGGUGCAGCGCGGAUCACAGCUGAUUUGUGUUAAACUGACUUACGUAGUGCGAGCAGGCGCCAGUGGAGACUACUCUAAUCAAGUGAGAGUUUUAUCGCAGGCCCGCUCGUACACGUGCUACUGCAUCGACGGCUACACGGGCGCGCAGUGCCAGACCAACUGGGACGAGUGCUGGUCGUCCCCGUGCCGCAACGGAGGCACCUGCACCGACGGUGUGGCUUCCUUCAACUGCAGCUGCCCGCAGGGAUUCAUGGGCGCCGAGUGCGAGCAGGACCUGGACGAGUGCGCGUCCAACCCGUGCCUGCACAACGCCACCUGCGAGGACGCCGUCAACGGCUACGCCUGCCACUGCCUGCCCGGCUACUCCGGGCCGCUGUGUGAGGUGGACGAGGCAGUGUGCAACGCCACGGGGCUGCCUCGCUGCGCCAACGGGGGCUCCUGCCGGGAGGGCCCCGGGGACGCCUUCUCCUGCCUCUGCCCGGAGGGGUGGGCGGGGCCUCUGUGCGAAGAGGCCGUGGACGAGUGCGCGUCGUCGCCCUGCCAGAACGGGGGCGUGUGCGUGGACCAAGUGGCUGGCUACGCCUGUGCGUGCGUCUUUGGGUUCACGGGCAAGGACUGCGAGAGGAAGCUGCGCCAGUGUGAUGACAGCCCCUGCGAGAACGGCGCCCUGUGCCUGCAGGAGGGCGACCGCGCCGUGCCUGAACGGCGGCACGUGCCUGGACGGCGUCGACAACUUCACCUGCACGUGCCCGCCGUCGCUGACGGGCCAGUUCUGCGAGUGCCUGAUGCUGGCGACGGGGCAGCUGGACUGCACGUACAUCGGCACGCCGCCCCCGCCGCCCUCAACGAAUCCACUUCUGCCGUCGUGCCUUUCUCUCCCUUUCCAGAAUCUUCCACUCCCGCGCCCGCGACCACGUUCUCCCCUGCCCCUCCCCCCUCGCCCACCGUCCCCGCGAGCGACGCAGCGACGUGGGAGGCGGAGGCGACCACGCCCAGGACCUCCUCCGCGUGGGAGGCGAGCAGCCCGGCGGCCUCGACGAGCUCCUUCCUCUGGGACUUCUCCCCGUCGGCGUCUGCCUCCACGGCGGGCGCCGCCGACGCCACGACGCCGCUCGGCCCCACCGGCGUCACGCCUCCGACGCCGCCGCCCACCUCGGACGAGGCCCCCACGCACGAGAUCACCCAGACGCCGGACGGCACCACAGAAACGGCUCCCCCUCCCACGUGGUCCCCUUCCCCCGAGGUCUCGCGGCUCCCCGCGUCGCCGAGCCCCCCGUGGCGGCCGGACGGGGAGACGACGUCGCUGGCGCCUCCCACGGGUGAGGGCGAGGCGGCGGCGGCGACGACGACGGAGGCGGCGACGACGACGACGGAGGCGGCGACGGGGGCGGCGACGGAGGCGGCGACGGGGGCGGAGACGGAGACGGCGGGCAGUCCGACCGCAGCCUCCACCGAGCAGCCCGACUGCAGCCUGCUGCCCUGCCUCAACGGCGGCACCUGCGCCUUCGCGGACGACGGGCUCCGGGCGGCGGCCGGCGGCGGCGCGCGCGCCCUCGUCGAGGUGAGCGCGCGCACGCUGGCGCCGCGCGGCCUCCUCCUGCACGCGCAGCUCACGCAGCGCCGCUACUUUGCGCUCUUCGUGGACGACGGCCGCCUGCACUUCCGCUUCUCCUGCGGCCGCCAGACCAUGCACUUCACCGAGACGCAGACGCGCGUCGACGACGGACACGACCUCGCCGUGCUCGCCAAGUUGGAGGUGGUGACGUCGUCGAACGGGUCGCUGCAGUGCGUGGGCACGCUGCGCAUCAACGCCUCGCUGGCCAUGGGCGGGGAGCAGGUGGCGGCGGCGCCGUCGCCCGGCCGCCCGGCCGCCUGGCUGCACCUGGGCGGCCUCCCGCCCGCCUGGCCGCGCCCCGCCCCCGCCGACCCCGCCCCCGCGCCCGCCGAUCUUCCGGGUUUCACCGGCUGCAUGCACAGCCUCCGGUUAACACGUUUAUGGCAAAUCACUGUUUUAAGAGAUGAUGUUAUGCACUGUAGUAUAAAAUACAUUAAUUGUAUUUCAAUGGAAGCUAAAUUCAACAAA
This is a messenger RNA of Gryllus bimaculatus (two-spotted cricket), 2156 nucleotides long. The record is from the annotation of a GenBank genome assembly. Lineage: Eukaryota; Metazoa; Arthropoda; Insecta; Orthoptera; Gryllidae.